Messenger RNA from Notolabrus celidotus (New Zealand spotty), 5983 nucleotides. It is a transcript of the gene slc16a4, whose product is annotated as solute carrier family 16 member 4. Bases 744 to 2459 code for a protein of 571 amino acids. Gene Ontology annotation, biological process: transmembrane transport; monocarboxylic acid transport. NCBI's taxonomy places the organism in Eukaryota, Metazoa, Chordata, Actinopteri, Labriformes, Labridae. Gene Ontology annotation, molecular function: monocarboxylic acid transmembrane transporter activity. The transcript has 11 exons. The record is from RefSeq and is a predicted model, not a curated record.
UCUUGGAACAUAAAGGGUAGUUUUUUUCUGAAAUCACUGUUCUACCAAGCACGUGGUUUUCAGUCUGCGGUGUACAUAGAUACAGCAGUGCGCCUUGGUGGCAGUACCUGACUAAACUCUGCGGUGGCUCUGAUGUUUUGACCGCAGAGCUUUUUUUUUCUCUUCUUCUCCUCGCUCCCCCUGAGCCCUCAGGCAUAGCAGAGGUUCACUGCUACGCCUCAGUCACGUGGCUCUCCUCGGUGUGGAGGCUUUACUCUCUGCGGCUCCUCGGCACAAGGCAGUGAUGUGGAGGCUGAAAUGUGAGAUGCAACUCAGAGGGGCUCGCUCGUAGAGGUAAAGUUAUGGCACGUUCAUCCUCGGAGAAAAACGUCCCGCAACAGUUUCUCUCCUCCAGAAGGUUCAUCUCCGGUGACGCGCACGCCUUCCAGGGACGCACAAACCCGGAGCGAGAAAACCGAAAAUGAAGCGUCAAAUUUAAUUAACUGAAUCGAAGAAUAGAAAAGGACUGAAGGAGUUUUCAGCAGCAGAGUUGAGCUGAGUUGGGGGACACGAUGCAACAGGCCUGUGAAGUGCAGAUAACAACAAGCUCACAGCCACACACGGUGUAAAGCCAAUAUUGACACAGAGUUACCAGUGCCCUUCAACCAGCUUGAGGAUGACACUCAGAGAAUAGGACCACCUGAGUUAAUUCUUCAACCCCAGAGCCGUCAGGCAAACUACCAAAGCAACAGAGAAGGGCAGGCAUGAACCUGUUCAGGAAAGACGCCAUGACCUCAAAGAAGGAGAAAGAAAAAGAGAUCGAGUAUGAGGAGCCUCCUGAUGGAGGUUGGGGCUGGAUGGUGGUGCUGCAUUGUUUCCUGGUAAAUGUCCUGGUGAUGGGAACCCUGAAGAGCUUUGGGAUCUUCUUCGUGGCAUUCCAAGAUGAGUUUGGAGGCUCAUCAGAGAGCAUCAGCUGGAUCGGUUCCAUCAUGUCGAGUCUGCGUCUGUCUGGAGCACCUCUUGCCUCUGUGGCCUGUGCCAAGCUAGGAGCCAGGUUUACCUCCAUCGCCGGAGCAGUGCUGGUUAGUGGGGGAUUCCUCAUGAGUAUUUUUGCCAGCAAUGUGGUCUUCCUCUACAUCAGCAUGGGAGUGAUAGUUGGAAUGGGAUUUGCACUACUAUACCAAUCCUUCUCCGUGGUCACAGCGCUGUAUUUCCGAAAGAGGUUGGCCACAGCGUAUGCAAUUGGGCGUUCAGGGAUGGGGUUGACCUUUGCCCUCGCUCCAUUCACUCAGUUGCUCCUGGAUCAGUACGCUUGGCAAGGAGCAAUGUUGAUUCUUGGCGGUCUCAUGCUGAACCUGGUGGCCUCUGGGAUGCUCCUGCGGCCCCUCAAUGUGAAGUCCCCUGUCUCAAACCCUACCUCUUCUCCCACCCAAAAGAGCCCAGCUGUCUCCAUCAAGAGCUCCUCAGAGAAAGAAUAUAGCAAGAGCUGCAUGAACGGCUCUGCUCAUUUAUCCAAUGGUAUCUCCAAAUCAGACUCCUUUCCCUCCCCACCUCCUCUUCCUUCUCCUCACAGUGAGAACCAGAAGAGCCAGUGUACUCAGGGACUCCAGGACCAGACUGUGAACCCUGAACUGACCAGACUGGUCCUAAAUGGCGUGAAUGGCCACUGUGACUUUGGUCAAAGUAAACCCACAAGUCCAGACAGCUCGGCAGAGCUGAAUGGAAGCAUGAAUGGGUCCACCAUUGUUGGAUUUCCCUCACAUGCCAGCACGCCGAAUGAGGUGACUGUCAAUAAAGCCAAAGUUUUGGAUUUCUCUCUGCUAAAGGACCCUUUCUUUUGCAUCUAUACUUGGUCCUUGGUCUUCAGCCAGCUGGCCUACUUCAUCCCUUAUUUCCACCUCUCCGCCCGUGCCAGAACCCUGGGCAUCGAUGCCAUGGAUGCUUCAUUUAUCAUCUCUGUUGCAGGUAUCACAGAAACCAUCGCCCAGCUGGCUUCAGGCUGGGUAGCAGACAGGAACCUGCUCCAUAAAUACCACUACCACAAGGCCUACCUAAUCCUGUGUGGCCUUGUCAACCUGCUCUCCCCGCUGGCCACCUCCUACAUCCUGCUGAUGGUGUAUGCGAUUUUCUUUGCCAUCUUCUGUGGAGGAUACAUGGCUCUGCUGCUGCCUGUUCUAGUAGAUCUUGUGGGGUCAGAGAAACUCAACAACUCCAUGGGCUUCUCUAUGUUCUUUGUGGGUCUUGGAUGCCUCACGGGGCCUCCUUUGGCAGGUUUCCUGUAUGACUACACUCAGACGUAUGACUGUUCUUUCUACCUGGCGGGGCUCUGUUAUCUGCUCUCCUCCGUCUCACUGUUCAUGGAGCCGCUGGCUCAGCGCUGGAAGGCCAGGAACAAACUGACCCAUGACAAGAGAGUGGAAAGCAGCUGUAAGACCAACGGCUGCUUCACCCCGGACCGCCUGCAGAACGGCGUCGUGUAGGAAUGAAACCCAGGGAAGGCUUUUAAUCGUGAACCAGCAUGCUCAGAACUUCAUAGGCCUGCAUAACUUGGACCUUGGACUCCAGCUUAAAGUCGGGACCCAAGUGACCCUUAGUUUCAGCAGGAACGCAACAAUGGCCAAGGAGAAAAAAGUGCUGCGGCACUACAUGAUAUCUAAGAACAUUCAGUAAAUGGGACAUAGGUGACAAGUUGAUUAUAUUGAACUUUGAAAAGCCAAAAUGUAAUUCUUCAUCCCCUUCUUGUCCUCAUCAGAGGUACAUGCAUCCAAACUUCUCAUAUCAUCUUGCAUACUUUAGUAAUGCAUUUCAUCCAUACAUUAUUCAAACAUUACUUAAAUCUGUUUUCCAAAACACAAUCAUUUUACAGUGAUUUUCAAUUUGCACAAAGAAUUGCUGGAAACUAAGCUAUGCAGUUGAGCUGAAAACCCUGUCUUCAUGUUUUUCUUUUUCACUUUUUUACAUUGAUAGAAGCACAAAUCCAGGAUACAAUUCUCUUUCCCUCAUUUCUGUUGCCUUUAUCUGUAAACCUGUACUCACUGAUGUGCACUUUGGAACUGGUUCUAAUUAUGCUGCAUGACAUCAUCUCUGGCCUUAAUGUACCAGAUAGUUAAUAUAUUGAACUCGUAACCACUGAAUUGCAGCCUGCUCCUAUAAUCCUGUGGAAAAGCUAUAUGCAGCAACUACUUUAACAGUUUAAUUGAAAAAAAAAAACUGUUUUGCCCUGACAUGGCUAAUGCAUAAACGCAAUGGUAGCAUGUGCAAGCAUUUAGAGGUAUGGUUUGUGUGAUGCAUUUUUGUCAUGCACACUAUAGUCUAUCUUUAUAUCAUAAUUAAUACUCUGAACACUUUUCUAUUUCAUAGGGACUGAUCAUUCAAACUUCAAAACGACCAGUUGAUUCAGGACUGUUAGCCUUUUGGUAUCACUCUCUGAACUUUUAUCUGAAGUUAAAUUAAUGGGCAGUGUUUUUAAGAUUUGAAAAUCUUUCAUCCUCCUCUGAAAUCCUAUUUACUAACUCACACUUUUAUCCAGACACUAUACUUUGCAUUCAUUGACACUGCUUUUGUUUGGUUCAUGUCUUGCAGUUUUUCUGGCAGUUGAAGCUUUAAACAACUUUUGAACUUAUCAGAAAUGAUGGUGCUGCUGAUACUAACAUCUGGUUAUGUAGCAGUGCGUAGUUUACCUCAGAUCUCAGCUGUUUUUGGCACUAAACAACAACUGACCCUUCAGCCUCUUAACCUCAAGUGACACUGCUUUGAGCUAGAGGCACUUGUUUGGACAUUCCAGCUAUGUCCAUCUCUCACAAUUGUGCCACAGUGAAACCUGUAGAGGGUGAGUCAGUGACAAAAGAAGUCAGUGAGCUUUUGUUUUGGGAUUGUGUCAUAAAAUUUUGCUGGGUAAUUUGGGUAUUUACAGACUACAGACGGCUACUUAAGGCCUUAAGUUACAAUGCAACCCAUUUUUACCACAACAAACUGCCAGCUGGUACUGGCAAAAAAAAUCAAGAGCUUAAAGUGGAAGCUCUGUUUCAUACAGAGUGGUCCAUAAACAAUGCCUAUCUUAUGUCUUGUAGCCAAAUCGUCACACUUCGUGUUCUUUUUUUAAAUUCUGUCACAGAUACACACUCAAAACUGAAGUCUUAUGAAUCCAGAACCAACUCUAAUGUUUGGACUAUAAUUUCAACUCUCACAACAUACAUAUCUUACAUUUAAACUGCCUUAACUUGUUGUUCAGUUGUCAGUUUAUUUACAGUACUUGCAUGUAAACAGUUUAAACUCAAAUUCUCACACUUACCCCCAUUACACUAAACAGCUGUUUUCAGCUGCGUUACUGACACCUCAGCUCUUUUCAAUGCACACAGUUCAGGUGACAAGUCCAACUAUUCAAGUGCUUGAAUUUCAAAUGGUCUUUUUCGACUUCAAUCAGCAUUUUAAGGCUUUUAAACUGUUAACUGUGUUUGCAACUCAUUUCACCGUGCAAGCAUGCACACUUCAUUUUUUAUAAAUCAAAAGUUCAGUUGUGACCUUUUAGUUUCUAGAAAAAAAAAAAUAGAAACUGCCUUUGUCAGUCUUAAUAAUGGAAAUCACCUAACAUUCACUUAAUGUUUUUCUUAGCAGCACCUUCAGAUAACAAAAUGUCCAUGCAAGGCUCACUGUUUGUGAGUGGUUCUAUGCAAGUUCACCAAGAGAAUAAUUUUACUGUCAUUAGCAGCACAUCCUUUCAACGAUAGCAAAGUUACCAGCUCCUUGAAGAAAGAGCAUGUUCAGAUGAAGUUUGAGUAUGAUUCUUAUAUGCAUUCAUCAGUGUUUCUGUAGGACUAAGUGGCAAAUGAGUCAUUCUGUCAAUUGUGUGUCAACCUUGUAAGAUUGUAAAUCUCUGGCCAACUAUCGUACAAAGAUAUUUUGCUGAAAUUGCCCACACAAAUGCAAGAUGUCCAAACUGGACUGGUAGAAAACUUGCCAAGCCUUAACAGUGCCUGCAGGCAGCCAAUUAAUGGCAACACAAUUGAAAUAAUGAUAUUGUGUUUAUAUGUGGGAGUUUGAUGGUUUUGAAUUUUUUUUUAUGUAGAGGGUUUUUUUUUGUUGUUUUUGGUGGAUUCCUUGUUUUUCACCAGUUUGCCUUACAAGGUACCUCGUAUCCUAACUAACUUUCCUGUGAUGUCAGCCAAAGACACGUUAGAAACCUACCUACAACUUGAAACUUAUUAUACUUAUACAAUAAAAAAGAAAAAAUUGUAGAAAGGUAAAAUAAUUAAAACCACUAAGACUGCCUGUCAGUCAUUUCCAAGUUCUAACUGAGGGGGGCAAGAAGUCCAGUUAUAGACAUGUUUUCUUGUGCUGCCCUCUUGUGGCAGAACAUUGCAACAACUCAAAGAAUGCUGUCUCAAUUAGUACCAAAUUUUCCUCCUCAGCUCACUUUCACAAUACUGAGCAAGGCUCUUUGUGUUGUUUCAAUAAUGACAGUCAUGCACAAAAGCUCUUUUGGCUCACGAGUUGCAUUCACCACCAGUUUGCUUUUGUAAUUGAGGACCACUGAAUAUUUUGUACCAUGAUGAAUCUUGUAUGGGGAGUAUUUGAUGCUUUAAAGGUAGAUUUUGGUUGGGGAUUAUUUUACUUGUUAGUUAUCUGGAUGUUUUAAAGAACUGUAUAUUACAGCAAUAUCUCUAAGGAGAUUUUAUGACCCUUUGGUAACAUCUCAAACACCACUGACAUUAAACAGAGUUCUGUUUGCUGGUGUUUGAUUUGGUUUUGUGCCGUACAUGUAAGUUUGGGUGAAGCAGUUAUGUCUCAACUUUAACUCCUAGAUUUGUUAAGUGAUAGCUUAGAAAAUAUGCUUAACCAAUUGUAGAUUUCAUGUUUAUGCAAGUGCUUGAAGCUCAAUUUUAAGCCUUGUAAGAGUGCACAGUCAACAGCAAUAAACCGACAUGUGUCUGAAGUCUGUUGUUGUGUUAUUGUGAAAGAAUAAUGCCACUUCUGCCUCUGCAAUAAAAACUCACGAGUCACAACA